This is a messenger RNA of Anopheles coustani, 2163 nucleotides long. RefSeq names its product proton-coupled folate transporter. Gene Ontology annotation, biological process: transmembrane transport. Gene Ontology annotation, cellular component: membrane. NCBI's taxonomy places the organism in Eukaryota, Metazoa, Arthropoda, Insecta, Diptera, Culicidae. Gene Ontology annotation, molecular function: transmembrane transporter activity. The transcript has 5 exons. The record is from RefSeq and is a predicted model, not a curated record. Bases 403 to 1995 code for a protein of 530 amino acids.
CGAAGUGUGCUAUUUUACUGUGGUAGAAUCCAGGAUAUUUUAGAGAAGACCCCUCCGCUCCGCUGUCUUGCUUAUCUUGAUAACGCUAUCGGAGGAUUCAAUCAGCGUUCUUGUCGUCAGAAGCCGGUUAUCUUCUCACUCCGAGUCCGUAUGAAUGCGUCUCUGCAGCAUCACCGCAGCUAACGGCGUCAAUUAGAGAUUCUUCUCGUGUGAACGUGGAUGUCCGUGCUGGAAGAUGCUAAAGGGCCACCACCACCAUCGCGUGUGAUACAAUUAUCAUCGAAUGCCGACGAUCCUCGCCCACGGUCGCAAGUCGAGGCAUGUCCGGUAGUCGGCCGCGAACCGUCGUGCUGAUUGAACCUCCAGACUGCGUCGCUUUCCGGCAUCUCCUGCGUAGCUGCAAUGUCGUCGACGGCUACGGACGAAAAUGCUAAGCGGUCGACCAACGGCGAGCUCAGCAAUCAUGCGGUUGGACCUACGGAGCCGGGUCGGAGUAACAGCGUUGCUACGGAGAACUCGACACCGGAAUGCGCGCCGCAACCGGCCGAGCGAUGGUAUCAGAAGAUCUCCGUCGAACCUUCGAUGUUCCUGUACAUGAUGGCGUUCAUGCUGACCUCGGUCGUUGAGCAGGCUUUUUUCCUCUACAAAGCGUGCACCGUUGACCAUGGGUACUCGCACGAGAUUUGCCUAAAUAUCGAACAGUACCAGGAUAUAAAGAAACAGGUCCAGGUGACAACCUCGACGUUCCAUCAGUGGAACAACAUCGCCAUGUAUGUUGUACCGAUUGUGCUAGCACUUUUUCUUGGUGCUUGGUCGGAUCGACGUGGUCGGAAGCUACCACUCAUUCUCGGGCUUACCGGAAAGUUGAUCUACUCUCUCAUGAUCGUGGUAAACACGCGCAUGCCAUCGUGGCCAGUUGAGUACAUCAUCUACACCGCGACGAUCCCGAGUGUUCUCACCGGAGCCGACAUUGCCAUCUUUGCCUCCUGUUUUGCAUACAUCUCCGACAUUACGACGGUCGAGGAGCGCACAUUACGCAUCACCAUCCUCGAUGCGACCUACCUGAGCACGAUGCCAAUCGGAGUCGCCCUCGGCAAUGUGAUCUUUAACCACACGGGAAAGUCUUACACGAUCAUGUUCGCCAUCAACGCAUCGUUACUCGCCUGCUCAAUCCUCUACUCGAUUGUGCGUCUAAAGUCACGCACAACCGAGCGCCAGUGUUCGAUCCGGGAGCUACCUUGGUACCGGAUGCCGCUGGAUUUCUUCGACCGCCAGCAUGUGGUACGGUCAGUUAGCACGUUCCUGCGCAAACGAACGAUGCACCGCCGGACCUACCUGUACCUGCUGAUGGUGGCGAUGUCCUUCUACACGUUCCAGCGGGACGAAAAGCCAAAGAUGUACCUCUACACCCAGCUGCGCUUCAACUGGGACACGGAUCUGUACAGCUAUUUCAAAACGUACCAAUCGGCCGCGUACGUGGUGAUGAUGUUUCUCGGCGUCCCGUUGUUCACCAAGGUGCUCGGUUUGAAGGACACCCUGAUCAUCAUGAUCGGAGCGUUGGCGCAUGCCAGUGCGCGGUUCGUUUACAUCUUCGCCGAGGUUGGCUGGGUGCUGUACAUCGGUGCAACGAUCUCCAGCGUGGGCCCCGUUGUGGCACCGGUUCUUCGGUCGAUGAUUUCCAAAAUGGUUCCCACCAACGAGCGUGGAAUAAUAUUCUCCUUCCUUUCCGUGUUCGAUAACGCCGUUCCCCUGUUCAGUGGGGUGCUGUAUACGCAGGUUUACAACUCUUCGAUCAAUACGUACCCCCAGGCGAUUUUCCUUCUCACCAUGGGCACCCAAAUGGUGGUGUUCUUCAUUGCACUCGCGAUUCACUUCUCACUUCGUGGUCGAGCACUGGAAGAGUGUACUCCGGUCGAAAAACCACCCGGCACGGGACUGAUCGACGAAGCGAAGGCUCCAGCGAUCGAUGAUGAAGCACCCAGUGUUGCUCAUUAAUUCGUUCCUUCAUUCAACAAAGAGCGCACCUUCCUUCGGGUGGUUCCAUUCCGUGAUAAAGUGUUAGUUUUAUUGUAAAACGAAAGCCAAUCAUCCUACAGUGCUUUGAAAGCAACCCUAAAAUAGAUUAGUAUACGCCAACACGCCGAUGUCUUUGGUUGGUUUUAU